AUGGAAGACUUCAGUCCCCAGCGGUUGCGACGCAUGGGCCUUCCCGAAGACCUGAGGACUUCCGGAAAAGCUCUGUUUGGGACACGCUUCAAGCCCAUGGAGAUAUCUUUUGAAGAGUUCUCGAGCACUGUCAAAGAGCUGGUUCAGGAAGUUGGGGCCUCAUGGAAGGACUCCAGUUGCUCAGCCCCGAAUGACAUCUUCAUCAGCAUCACAGGAUGGCCAGGCCUGCCCGCUGGUGAGAAGAUUGACCUAGGUCUUCGCAGCAGCUACGAAAAGCACCAUGGGAACAUCAAUAGCAUUCGGGAUUGCCAGAAGGUCAUGAAGGAGCAUAUCACCGUCAUCUGCAACUUUGAAGCGCAAUUGAGGUCAGAAGCCGAUUCCGCAUUCGAGAAGCUUAUCCCGAGAGUCAGGACGCUAGACCAGAUGCAGAACCUGGAAGCGCAGCAGAAAAGUGGAGCUCAGCUUUACAAGAGGAGCUUGAGAGAACAGGGCUCGGACGCUUUGGCAGAUCACGUGAGCAGGCUCAUCUACCGUCCGGUCAGCGCCGGAUCAGGGCAACUUCAGAUGGCGCUUACCGAGAGCACAGAGAUCAGUGGCGAAGCAAUUGAGCGUCUCGAUCGUUGGCUGCCACGUGUCUAUCUGUUAGCCAACAACCUCACGGAGGAGGAAGCCUUUGACAUCGCCAUCAGGAACCUCGAUCGAGCCACGCCCGAGAACCUGCGGUGCACUCUGUUCAAGUCCCAAGAUGGAAUUGAGCAUUACUUGAAGACGCGGCCCCCCCAGAGCAUCUACCUUACCAGCUUACAUCGUCUGGACCAAAGAUACGUUUCGAUAAAUUGUUCCGAUGACCGGGCCUUGCCACGGAUGCUGCUGCCACGCGUUGUGGAGUGCAUAGCAAAGAGCCUGAAGUGUGAGCCGAGGAGCGUGGUGAUAAUUCCAUGGGCUGAGGACCAGAUCUUUGCCGGCUGCUGCGAGCGUUUCGAUAGCAUGCAACAUUUGGCGAGAGUAAGCACUCUGCGCGACGCAAAGGGCCUGGUGGAGCUGACCCCAUACGAGGUCUACGGCGGCGUGCACGGUCUGCAGAAAUGGAUCGACCACAAGCCGGUGACGAUGUAUGCCGUCCCCAAGACCGACCAGGACAUUGAGGACUUUGAGAAGGCGCCUACGGUGCUCGUGCUGGACGAGAGCUUCUUCAUGCUCAAGCACUGCUGGCAGUGCCGGAAGGAAGGCACGGCUCUCAUGAAAUGUGCAAAGUGCGAGAAAGCUCGAUACUGCUCCAAAGCUUGUCAAAAGGCCGACUGGAAGUCAGGACACCGGGACGAGUGCGAAGCCAGGAAGUACUCCUUCGCUCACUGGCAAGAUCAACCUGGUGGCGUGAUCACAAUUGAGAAGUCGAAAGAAACAGAGAGAAUGUUCAAGAAGGCUGCGAAACAGCUCAGAGAAUCUAUGAACAUGGAGAAAGUAGAGGAGAAAAGCGGAGUAAUUUGA
Klebsormidium nitens is the source of this 1488-nucleotide messenger RNA. The record is from the annotation of a GenBank genome assembly. NCBI's taxonomy places the organism in Eukaryota, Viridiplantae, Streptophyta, Klebsormidiophyceae, Klebsormidiales, Klebsormidiaceae.